CUUACUACUUGAGCCGCUGUCUGGAACAGUUUCCGAUUCUGAAUUCCGAUUAUUUAUUUGAUGUGUAAGAAUUAAAUUACUUGUUAAUUUGUUAUCCGUCACAUUGCUCUUGAACUUGAUAUUGUUUGAGUGAAAUUGUGUCUGAUCUGUUCUGUUUUUAUUGUAAAUAUUCUGUUCUCAUUUUACAGUUUACAAAUUCGUACGUAUUGUAUUAUUAUCUCUUAAGAAAGAAAAAAAAAUGACUGAAGCUGUGGUGAGUGGAAAAGAUACACGUUGUUUAUUUAUUAACAAUGGUGAUGAUUUGUUGACUUUAAAAAAAGUUGUAUCCAAAAAAACAGAUAAAGAUGAUGAGAAACAAAAGCUUCAUGAAUCUGUAGAAACUAAUGGCAGUGAAUUAAACGGAAACCAUAAUAAAACUGAUAGUAUAAAUUUUGAUGUUGAUAAUACAUCUUCAUUAGAACCAAAUUUAGAAAUGGAUAGUGAUACAGAUCGUAAUAUUACUAUUGGUUCAAUUUGCACUCAAGAAGAUAGAGAAUCAGAAACUAUUGAUAUCUCUAAUGAAAAUUCAAAUGAAGCAGAUGCAAAAAAUGGUGAAAAGGAUAUUCAAGUAAAUUCAAUCAAAUGUCUAGAUAUUCCAUAUUCUCCAAGUGAUUCUUUAGAUGAUAAUGAGUAUUCGCAUGAUUUGGAAGAUGAUUUAGAAUUGAAUAAUAUUAGGUCACCUGCAUCUUUCUUUAAUAUAUCAUCAAGAGCACCAUUACAUUCUAACGAGGAUUUAGAUACUACGUUAGAAGAUGAUAUUUUAUUACUGGAUGAAGAGGUAUUAAUUAAUGAACGAAAGCGAAAAUUUGAAGAUUUACCAGAACAAGAACAAAAGUCUACUAAAAUACUUAAACUAUGGAAUUUAAUGAAAUAUCCUUUUCAAAAAAUAACCUAUGGUACUUCAAUAAGUGAAAAUGAACCAAAUAUUUCUAUAGCUGAAGUCAUAGUUGAAAAAGAGAAUUCCCUAGAACCUGAGACAGUUGCUUGUGAAAAUAAUAGUGAUAAUGUAAAAUCUGAAGAAAAUAACACUCAAAAUAAUUCUGAAGUAGGUGGUGAAAAUGAGGAUACUUCAACAAAUGAGAAUACAAAAAAAUUCUGUAACAUAAUGUAAUUAGCGACAAAAAAGUAUAAAUUAAUUAUUGCAAUAUUCUUGUUUUAAAGAAGUGUAUAUUCAUAUUAGUUAAGUAAUGCAUUGAAUAUUUUAGCUUUGUGGACACAAUUAGUCAAAAAAAACAUGCCUUCCACUAAAUUUGAUUUUUUUUUUUUUGUAUAAUUUUUAUUUUAUGACCAUUUUCGAUGUUUGCAAGUUAUCAUUUGUAUCUAACAUAUUAAGAAAAAACUUGUGUUUUGGAAUUACUGAAAUACUUUUUUUUUAACAUAUCUAAAAACAAAUUUUGA
This is a messenger RNA of Melanaphis sacchari, 1437 nucleotides long. Its product is annotated as suppressor of Mek1-like. The record is from RefSeq and is a predicted model, not a curated record. The coding region runs from base 239 to 1150 and encodes 303 amino acids. The transcript has 3 exons. Lineage: Eukaryota; Metazoa; Arthropoda; Insecta; Hemiptera; Aphididae.